CCCGAAAUAAACAAAUUGGGGUCCUCUUUAGCCAUAUGCUAACGGCAGAGACAGGCUUACAAUAGAUAGACAAUUUCGCUCAUUUGAACAAAUCGGUGAAGGAAAAAAACAACAUCCUCGUUGUAUAUUAGACGAGGAAUGUUGAACAAACUACCGUUCUAUCGGUUGGAUCACUUACGUCCCUAACGGCCCAUUAUUUUUCUUUUCCAACGACGAAGGGUGUAUUUUCUUCGGUCGCGCUAACGGAGCUAAGACGAAACGCAAUUUACUUCAUUUUCAUAUUCAUCCGAAAAAUACCUGGUGGCUUUUGUUUGGAGGGGUUCAUGAGCAUCAAUGUCGGGCAUUGCGCUUAGCAGAUUGUCCCAGGAGCGCAAAGCAUGGAGAAAAGACCACCCGUUUGGUUUUGUCGCUGUCCCUACCAAGAAUCCAGAUGGAACCAUGAAUCUGAUGAAUUGGGAAUGUGCCAUUCCUGGAAAGAAAGGCACCUUGUGGGAGGGAGGACUGUAUAAACUCAGGAUGCUCUUUAAGGAUGACUACCCCUCUUCUCCACCCAAAUGCAAGUUUGAGCCACCAAUAUUCCAUCCAAAUGUCUACCCAUCCGGUACAGUGUGUCUGUCCAUCCUGGAGGAGGACAAAGAUUGGAGGCCUGCCAUCACCAUCAAACAGAUCCUGUUGGGAAUCCAGGAGCUGCUGAACGAGCCCAACAUUCAAGACCCAGCGCAAGCAGAAGCUUACACCAUUUACUGUCAGAACCGGAUGGACUACGAGAAGCGAGUGAGGGCCCAGGCCAAGAAGUUUGCCCCGACAUAAAUGUGGCACGACAGUUUGACUUGAUGGAACCUGAAGGACCACUCCAACACAAGGAUAAAUAAACUUUUCUGUACUAUUAAGCCAUUUCAUAGGUGGCAUGUUCAAAGAUAACCCCCAGCAUUUGUAGAUUGGUUGUAAUCUAAAAGAGUAAGAAGGAAGCAGGCCUCCCUCCGUCCAGCCACAACAAGGAGGGAAGCGUUAGAACAACAAGGUCACGCUUUAUUCAACCGGUCGGUGUCAAUUUCGCCGCAAAUUAUCUCCACGCACGUUUGGGAACAAGCAAAAAGGCCCGUGAGUUUUUGCCAAGAAAGAAGUCAGCGUGUGUAUAUACUAUAAAUAAAGAAAAAUUGUGAAAGUUAUGUUUUAUAUUGUUUUAGCCAGUUGACAUUUGUGCGUGGUAUUAUAACAAAGAACGUGAAAUAAAAUUGAAUAAAAGACAA
Messenger RNA from Syngnathus typhle (broad-nosed pipefish), 1250 nucleotides. Its product is annotated as SUMO-conjugating enzyme UBC9-like. The record is from RefSeq and is a predicted model, not a curated record. Bases 334 to 810 code for a protein of 158 amino acids. NCBI's taxonomy places the organism in Eukaryota, Metazoa, Chordata, Actinopteri, Syngnathiformes, Syngnathidae. Gene Ontology annotation, cellular component: nucleus. Gene Ontology annotation, molecular function: SUMO conjugating enzyme activity. Gene Ontology annotation, biological process: protein sumoylation. The transcript is spliced from 7 exons.